AUGGGGGUUGAAUUGAUGAAAGAGUAUGUUGGCAUUGCAAUGACGGGUUGCCAUAGAUCAGCUUCAAGGCACCCAUUGUUGGCUUUUAUGAUUCUCGUUUUGAUUUGGAUAUAUCGAUCAUUCCCUACAUUAUUUGCUCUUUUGGUUGAUGCUUCUCCUGUUAUUGUAUGUACUACUGUUCUUCUUGGAAUUUUGUUAUUUUUUGGUCAAUCAAAUGCACCCGAAAUUCAAAAAGAAGAAAAACCAUAUCACAAUAAGAUCCAUAAUUUAAAGUUUGGCGUUAUGGGCGAUACUGAACUUGAUUGGAGAGGUGAAAGACAAAGACCUCGAAGGCGAGAAAAAGCGUCUAGGAAGAGAACUCGUGUUGUUCAUAGGGUGAAUAUUAAUGAUAAUCAUCAUAUGGGAAGUUCCAUUGAUAAGAAGUUUAUACAAGAAGCAAAGAGUGGAGUUGGCAAUCAAAAAGAGAAAUUUGUUUUGGUGAAGCCAUUAGAGGCAAAAGAUUGUGCACACAGAAACGAGGAUGAUAGAGGAUGGGAGACAGGAUCUGAGCUUAUAGAAAGUACAUCCCCAACUUCUUCCAUGGCUGACUUUUCAAUGCUUGAAGAGCUUCAUCCAAUUCAUGAUUACCCAAAAGUUUCACAGCAUGCUCACAUGUCGAAUAUUACCACAGAUGCUGAAUCGAGUAAUUCUGAAGGGAAUGACCAAGGUGAUAUACAAGUUAAAGACGAUCAAAUGAAAAAAGAAGAAGACCAAAAGAAUCUCAUGCAUCCUUUUGAUCUUCCGUACAAUCCAAGUAGACAGGAAUCUGAUCCUGUAGAUUCUGCACCCUUAAAACCAAACAAUCAACUCAGUCAUCAGCAUGAAAGCUUUGAAAAGGUUCCUUCCACUUUAAUGGCUUCCAACCAAGGGAAACAAGGAAAUCAUUUAGGACCACAAUUUGUACCUGAACCAGAAACUUCUGAUGCCACAAACUAUUCUUCCAUGCAUAGAGAGAUGGAUGAACUUAGUGACUCGAAAGUGAGCUCUACGCCUGAUAAAAAAUCAGUUGGUUUCCUUCUUACUGAAGAUGUUCCUUCUCGAGAAGCUGCUGAUUCGAAUUCCAAAGAGGGUUUUCAUGCAGAAUCAGUUGGUUCAUCUCAUUAUGAAGAUGACCCUCCUCGAGAGUCUGAUUUGAUUUCAGUAAAGGAAGGUCAUUAUGAAGAUGAUUCGGCUUCCAUAAAAGAGAGUUCUUUUCCAGAAUCAGUUGGCUCAUCUCAUUAUAAAGAUGACCCUUCUCAAGAAGCUGAUUUAACUUCGGUAAAAGAGGGUUUUUAUUCACAAUCAGUUGGUUCAUCUCAUUAUGAAGAUGAAACUUCUCGAGAAUCUGAUUUGACUUCAGAAAAGGAAGGUUAUCAUGAAGAUGAUUCGGCUUCCAUAAAAAAGGGUUCUUAUCAAGAAUCAGUUGGCUUAUCUCAUUAUGAAGAUGAACUUUUUAGAGAAUCUAAUUUGUCUUCACUUAAGGAAGGUUAUCAUGAAGAUGAUUCGGCUUCCAUAAAAAAGGGUUCUUAUCCAGAAUCAGUUGGUUCAUCUCAUUAUGAAGAUGAACCUUUUCGAAAAUCUAAUUCGAUUUCCGUAAAGGAAAGUCAAUAUGAAGAUGAUUCGGCUUCCAUAAAAAAGGGUUCUUAUCCAGAUUCAGUUGUCUCAUCUCAUUAUGAAGAUGAACCUUCUCGAGAAUCAAAUUUGACUUCAGUAAAGGAAGGUCAUUAUGAAGAUGAUUCGGCUUCCAUCAAAAAGGGUUCUUAUCUGGAAUCAGUUGUCUCAUCUCAUUAUGAAGAUGAACCUUCUCGAGAAUCUAAUUUGACUUCAGUAAAAGAAGGUCGUGAUGAAUAUGAUUCAGCUUCCAUAAAAGAGGGUUCUUAUCCGGAAUCAGUUGACUCAUCUCCUUAUGAAGAUCACCCUUCUGAAGAAUCUGAUUUAAUUCCAGUAAAGGAAGGUCAUUAUGAAGAGGAUUCGGCUUCCAUGAAAAAGGGUUCUUAUCCAGAAUCAGUUGGCUCAUCUCAUUAUGAAGAUAGCCCUUCUCAAGCAUCAGCUGAUUCGACAUCGGUAAAAGAGGGUUCUUAUCCAGAAUCAGUUGACUCAUCUCAUUAUGAAGAUCACCCUUCUCAAGAAUCUGAUUUGAUUCCAGUAAAGGAAGGUCAUUAUGAAGAUGAUCCGGCUUCCAUAAAAAGGGGUUCUUAUCCAGAAUCAGUUGACUCAUCUCACUAUGAAGAUGACCCUUCUCAAGAAGCUGAUUCAACUUCCGUAAAAGAGGGUUUUAAUUCACAAUCGGUUGCUUCAUCUCGUUAUGAAGAUGACCAUUCUCGAGAAGCUGAUAUGAUGUCAGUAAAAGAGGGCUAUGAUGAUGAUUCUUCUUCGAUGAAAGAUGGUAAUUAUGCAGAAUCAGUUGUUUCAGUUUAUACUGAUGUUGACCCGUCUCCAGAAGACGAUACAAAUUCGGUGAAAGAGGGUUAUUGUGUUUCUGAGAUAAGUGAUUAUGUCAGCCAAUUAAGUGGAUCAUCUGACGAUGAUGACACCGUGAAGCUCCAUCACGAUGACAGACCUAAUGAAGUUAAAACAAGUGGUGGGAAUGAGACAGGUUAUCAAGGGAAAAGUAGAAGUGAAUCGAGUUCAUCCCCAAUUUCUGAUAUAACUGGGCAUGUAGAUGAUGACGAAGAUGAGUAUCGCUCCACAAUCAUGCCAUUGACAUCACAUUCAGAAAACGAAAAGAUCCAAGAGCAUGGGAAGGAGACUUCACUAAAUAUCAACUCUGCAACAACUGCUGAAGCCGCUGAUUCUGGUGUUCAUGAUUUUGAAUCAGAUUAUGAUCAAAAGCAGGAUGAUCAGAGCCCCAAAUCGGAACAUGAUGACUCUGAUUCCAGUGUUCAUGAUUCUGAAUCGGAUUCUAAAGUGAGCAAACCUAAUGAAGGCAUAUUGCCUCAAAGGUUGAGUCAAGUGCAACAGGGUUUAACCUCAUGGUUUAGAUGGAAGGCAUGAUGCCACAAUGUCAAGGUCUAGUUCAAGCUCCAACAUUUUUACUUGACACUUGAAUCUUUAUAUAUUAGGUUCUGAAAAUAUUGAUUUUAUAUUGAUUCUACUAACAAAGUAUAAUUUUCCACUCUUAUGUUUAACUAAGUUGCUAAAACUACAAACCAUAAUGACGAAAUUCUUAAAUACAUAAGUAUUGUUAGUCAAGAUUAUGCAUUGCAUGC
Messenger RNA from Lactuca sativa (garden lettuce), 3227 nucleotides. RefSeq lists its product as uncharacterized. The record is from RefSeq and is a predicted model, not a curated record. NCBI's taxonomy places the organism in Eukaryota, Viridiplantae, Streptophyta, Magnoliopsida, Asterales, Asteraceae.